AUGAAUUCUGUGGCUGGGAAUAAAGAGAGGAUCGCAGUCACAACCAGGAGCAGAAAAUACGGGGUGAACGAAGUCUGCUCCCCUACCAAGACCGCCGCCCCCUUCUCCCCGGAGAGCUGGUACAGGAAAGCCUAUGAAGAGUCCCGGGCGGGGAGCCGGCCCAACCCCGAGGGCGCCGGCUCGGCUCUCGGCUCGUCGGGCACCCCAUCCCCUGGCUCAGGCACCUCGUCCCCGAGUUCCUUCACGGGCUCCCCGGGACCUGCUUCCCCUGGCAUCGGCACCAGCUCGCCUGGCUCUCUGGGAGGUUCGCCAGGUUUUGGCACCGGCUCUCCGGGCUCGGGCAGCGGGGGCGGCUCCUCUCCAGGUUCCGACCGAGGCGUCUGGUGCGAAAAUUGCAACGCCCGCCUGGUGGAGCUGAAGAGACAGAUUCUGAAGCUGCUUCUCCCGGGCCCCUUCUCCAGCAAGGACCCCGCAUUCUCUUCUGCCAUCCACGACAAGCUCCAGGUCCCCAACACCAUCCGGAAAGCAUGGAACGAAAGAGACAACCGCUGCGACAUCUGUGCGACUCACCUGAACCAGCUGAAGCAGGAGGCCAUCCAGAUGGUGCUCACCCUGGAGCAGGCAGCCCACAGCGAGCACUACGAUGCUGCGUCGCCAAGCUCACCUCCACCCCUCGCCAACAUCCCUGCUUUGGUGGGGCCCCGGCAUGUGGGUGGCCUCCAGCAGCCCCGAGACUGGGCCUUUGUGCCUGCUUCCUAUGCCACCUCCAACUAUACGGGCUUCAUCACCAACAAACAUGGCAGCAAGCCCAAUAGCCUUGGGGUUGGCAGUGGGGCAGAGAAGAAGAAUGGAUCCCCUACCCACCAGGCCAAGGUCAGCCUCCAGAUGGCCACCAGCCCCAGCAAUGGGAAUAUCCUCAACUCAGUGGCCAUCCAGGCCCACCAGUAUCUGGAUGGCACCUGGUCCCUGUCCAGAACAAAUGGAGUCACACUCUACCCCUACCAGAUCUCCCAGCUGAUGACUGAUCCUGGACGAGAGGGACUGACCGAAGCUGCCCUGAACCGCUACAAUGCAGACAAACCCUCCGUGUACAGCUUUCCGGCCUCACAGAGCCCCUGUGCUGCCAGCGAAACUUCCCAGGGCACCUCAGUGGCAGCAUCCUUCUUUGCCAGAGCUGCUCAGAAGUUAAAUCUAUCUUCCAAAAAGAAGAAGAACCGACCUUCAACUUCGUCAGCUUCUGAAUCACCUCUCUUCUCCACAAGCUUCAGCGGGAUCCUUCAGGCAUCCCCUCCUCCAGCACCACCUUGUUUGUUAAGGGCAGUCAACAAAGUAAAAGACACUCCAGGCCUGGGCAAGGUGAAGGUCAUGGUUCGCAUCUGCUCUACUCUUGCCAGGGACACCUCAGAAUCCAGCUCCUUUUUGAAGGUGGAUCCAAGGAAGAAGCAAAUCACCCUUUAUGAUCCCUUGACUUGUGGAGGGCAGAAUGCCUUCCAAAAGAGAGGCAACCAGGUUCCACCGAAGAUGUUUGCUUUUGAUGCUGUUUUCCCCCAGGAUGCAUCUCAGGCUGAAGUGUGUGCUGGGACGGUGGCAGAGGUGAUCCAGUCUGUGGUCAAUGGAGCUGAUGGCUGUGUGUUCUGUUUUGGUCAUGCCAAGCUCGGAAAAUCCUAUACCAUGAUUGGAAAGGAUGAUUCCAUGCAGAACCUUGGCAUCAUCCCUUGUGCCAUCUCCUGGCUUUUCAAGCUGAUUAACGAACGCAAAGAGAAGACGGGAGCCCGUUUCUCCGUCCGGAUCUCUGCCGUUGAAGUAUGGGGAAAGGAAGAGAACCUGCGGGACCUGCUAUCCGAGGUGGCCACAGGCAGUCUGCAGGAUGGCCAGUCCCCUGGAGUGUACCUUUGUGAGGAUCCCAUCUGUGGCAUGCAGGUGACUGAGGCUGGAGCUUCCCCUACCAAGGGGAGGCUGCUGAUCUCCACCUUGGAGACUGGGGGCAGUUCAACCCAUGAAUUACUCCAAAUCAAACUUUGCAAGACAGAGAAAUGUGGAGAAGGAUUGUCCGGAGGCCGAAGCCGCCUGCAUCUGAUUGACUUAGGCAGCUGCGUCAAAGCUUUGAGCAAAAAUCGAGAGGGUGGCUCAGGUCUGUGCCUGUCCCUGUCAGCCCUGGGAAAUGUCAUCCUCGCUCUGGUCAAUGGCAGCAAACACAUCCCGUACAAAGACAGCAAGCUUACCAUGUUGCUGCGAGAGUCCCUGGGAAACAUGAACUGUCGCACCACCAUGAUUGCUCACAUCUCCGCAGCCGCCGGGAACUAUGCAGAAACCCUGUCUACCAUCCAGAUUGCAUCCAGGGUCCUAAGGAUGAAGAAAAAGAAAACUAAGUAUACUUCAAGCUCUUCUGGAGGGGAAAGCUCUUGUGAAGAAGGCAGAAUGCGCCGGCCAACCCAGCUGAGACCCUUCCAUCCUCGCAAUGCUGUCGACCCAGACUUCCCUAUCCUUCACUUGUCUAGUGACCCAGAUUACUCCUCUAGCAGUGAGCAGUCCUGUGACACUGUGAUCUAUGUGGGCCCCAAUGGCACAGCCCUCUCAGAUAAGGAGCUCACUGACAAUGAAGGACCCCCAGACUUUGUCCCUAUAGUCCCUGCCCUGCAGAAGACCAAGAAUAACAGCAAGGUGGAGGAUGCAGGGGACAGUGCUUCCAACAAGUCAGAGAGGGACUGCCUGAAAUGCAAUACCUUUGCAGAGCUCCAGGAAAGACUGGACUGCAUAGACGGCAGUGAAGAGACCAACAAGUUUCCUUUUGAGGAGUUGCCCAUCCAGUUUGGGGCUGAUCAGAUGAGUAAGUGCCCCACUUUAUCUAGUCAAGUGGCUGAGGUGAGCCAGCUCUCAGAUUCUGAUAAGGAAGAGAAUGGUUCUGAUGGUCAGUUGUUGGAUAAGGAAGAGCAGGAAAGCGCCAGUCCCCUGGUCACCAAGUUACAGAGGAAUCACUCCCCAGUUCCUUCUGCAGCCUUCACCAAUACUCCCACACCCUCCUCACCCAGGAGCAUCCCUGGCAGCUCCAGCAGCCAGCCAAGCUCUUCCCAACUUACCCACAGCCCCAGUCUUCAGAGCAGUCGGGAAAGCCUCAACUCCUGUGGCUUUGUGGAAGGCAAGCCCCGGCCAAUGGGUUCUCCUCGCCUUGGCAUCGCUAGCCUUUCUAAGACUUCUGAGUACAAGCCCCCAAGUUCACCCUCUCAGAGGUGCAAAGUCUACACUCAGAAAGGGGUGCUCCCCUCUCCAGCUCCUCCACCACUACCACUGCCACCCUUGACCAAGGAUUCUGGAAUGGUGUCUAGUGAAUCUCUACUGCAGCCUGAGAUUCGCACACCUCCAGUAGGAAUGAGCCCUCAGGUCCUGAAGAAAUCCGUAUCCUCUGGGAGUGGGGGAUUUUCAGAGACCAUCAUUGAUGAGGAGCAAUCAGCCACAUCUCCAGGGUCCAAAAAAGGGGUCCUGAGCACAACCAUGGUCACUGUCCAACAACCUCUGGAGUUGAAUGGUGAGGAUGAGCUGGUGUUCACUUUGGUAGAGGAACUGACCAUCAGUGGGGUCCUUGAAAAUGGGCGUCCCACCAGCAUCAUCAGCUUCAACAGUGAUUGUUCUGUGCAAGCCUUGGCUUCAGGCUCCCGUCCAGUGAGUAUCAUCAGCAGCAUCAGUGAGGACCUAGAGUGUUACUCCAACACAGCUCCAGUCUCAGAGGUCAGCAUUACCCAGUUCUUGCCGCUUCCCAAGUUAAACUUAGAUGAAAAAGUCCGGGAUGCUGGGAGCAGACGGUCUUCCAUCAGCUCUUGGCUGAGCGAGAUGAGCACAGGAAGCGAUGGUGAGCAGUCAUGUCACAGCUUCAUAGCCCAGACAUGUUAUGGGCAUGGGGAAGCCCUGGCAGACCCUCCACUCCCAGACUUUGCAAACGCCAUCCAGAACACUAGAAUGAUGUGUGGAGACAAGCCAAAGGGAGGCCCAGAAAAUUUACUCAUCCUUUCUGAAAUGGGAGAAGAGGCUUUCAACAAGGGCUCACCUAUCAAAGGUUGCAAAAUAUCAGCUCUUGGCAAAGCUAUGGUAACAAUUUCCAAUGCAGCAAACUUAGGUGGCUGUGAUGGCUACAUUCCCAUGAAGACUAACAUUACUGUUUAUCCGUGUAUUUCUGUGAGCCCCCUUAAUAUCCAGGAGACUGAUGAGGCCAUAACCUCAGUCAACUCAUCUUCCAAAGCAGCCCAGGCUCAGGAGGACAAGGAAGCUAGCACAAAGAAAGAGAUCAAAUUUGAAGACCCUUGGCUCAAACGAGAAGAGGAGGUGAAAAAGGAGAAUACUUAUCCUAGUAAUGUGACUAGCUUUGAAAAUGAGAUGGGUUCCACAAAGCCUGAGCCUAGGCAUGAACAAGAACAAGGCAAGAAGCCCAACUCCGGAGACAGGUUCAGCAGCAGCAGCAGUAGUGGGGAGACAUCUAACUCCCCUGUGUCUGACAACUUCAAGAGGAUUGUGGAUGGGUGUGAGAUGACCUUGUCCAGCCUGGCCACCCAAGCCCCUGUGCAUGCCAACAAGAGCCUGAAGGCUAGCAGUCUCCCGAGGGCAUUUCAGAAAGCCAGUAGGCUGGAUGACCUGGACAAUGUCUUCUAUCACUGUGCUGCCGAGAGCAAUGGUAUCUGCUCUGCAGGCUCUCAGUCCUCCAAGACCACCCUAGAGAGGAGAAUGGCUUCUCCGAAGCACUGCGUUCUGGCUCGGCCCAAAGGGACACCCCCUCUCCCUCCCAUCCGAAAGUCAAGCCUAGAUCAGAAGAAUCGGGCUAGCCCCCAGCACAGUGCCCCCAGCAGCAGCACUAGCAGUCCCUUGAACCAGCCGGCUCCUUUCCUGCCCGGCUUCCCGGAUGAGCCCAACAGCAAGACAAAAGACACCAGUAGCAGCAAGUUGUUCAGCGCCAAGCUUGAGCAGCUCGCCAGUAGAUCCAACUCCCUAGGUCGGUCCACAGUGAGUCACUAUGAGUGCCUGUCCCUGGAGAGGGCCGAGAGCCUGUCCUCUGUAAGCUCCAGGAUGCACUCUGGAAAAGACAGCACCAUGCCAAGGACUGGGAGGACCCUGAAUCGUUCCGCCAUGUCCUCUCCCACCAAUUCCUGCACCUCGCAGUCCGCUGGGGCCUCACCCAAGGCCGGCCAGUCGAAGAUCUCUGCCGUGAGCAAGCUUCUCCUGGCUAGCCCCAAAGCUCGGAGCCUCUCCACCUCCACCACCAAAACCCUUAGCUUCUCCACCAAGUCUCUGCCACAGUCAGUAGGGCAGAGCUCCAGCCUACCCCCCAGUGGAAAACACAUGUCUUGGUCCACCCAGUCCCUCAGCCGAAGCCGGGGGUCCGGACUCACGUCCAAACUUCCCCUACGUGCGGUCAAUGGCAGGAUCUCUGAACUGCUUCAGGGGAAUACGAGCGCCCGAGGUUUGCAGCUGCGUGGGAGCUCUGAGGCAGAGGAGCGGGGCGGCCUUCCUGGAGAGGAGAAACCAGCCGUUCACAUGCUGCCCUCGCCCUAUAGCAAAAUCACCCCGCCUCGCAAGCCCCAUCGGUGCAGCAGUGGCCAUGGCAGUGACAACAGCAGCGUGCUCAGUGGGGAGCUCCCGCCAGCUAUGGGGAAAACAGCCCUGUUCUACCACAGUGGCGGCAGCAGCGGCUAUGAGAGCAUGAUGAGAGACAGCGAGGCCACGGGCAGCGCUUCCUCUGCCCAAGACUCCAUGAGUGAGAACAGCAGCUCCGUCAGCGGAAGGUGCCGAAGUCUCAAAACUCCAAAGAAACGCUCCAAUUCAGGUUCUCAGAGACGGAGGCUCAUUCCCGCUCUAUCACUUGAUACCACCUCCCCAGUAAGGAAACCUUCAAACAGUGCUGGCGUCCGCUGGGUGGAUGGACCAAUGAGGAGCACCCAGAGGGGUCUAGGGGAACCCUUUGAAAUCAAAGUCUAUGAAAUUGAUGAUGUGGAGAGGCUUCAGCGACGUCGAGGCAUUGACAACAAGGAGGUGAUCUGUUUCAAUGCAAAGCUGAAAAUUCUGGAGCAUCGCCAACAGAGGAUUGCUGAGGUCCGGGCCAAGUAUGAGUGGUUAAUGAAGGAACUGGAGAUGACCAAGCAGUAUCUGAUGCUGGAUCCCAACAAAUGGCUCAGUGAAUUUGACUUGGAGCAGGUAUUGGAGCUGGAUUCCUUGGAGUACCUGGAAGCCCUCGAGUGUGUGACUGAGCGCCUAGAAAACAGAGUCAACUUCUGCAAGGCCCACCUCAUGAUGAUCACCUGCUUCGACAUCACCUCCAGGCGCCGAUAAAGAGAGAAUCACCUCCUCACCAACCCUUCCCCCGCCCCCCCAACCCAUCUUCCACCUCCAUCCCACCCAUCCACAGCCCAGGACUCCCCAGAAACAGUCAUUCUCACCUAGGCCCUCUGCAAAGACAGCACCCCAAAGACCAUGGAAUGAGGAUGAAGGUCGGCGGCAAGUCUGGAGCAAGCGUUGAGCGGCAGGCGAUUUUUUUUUUCCUUUCGUUUCUCUAGGAAGGGUGCCAACAUCAAACCCACAGUGAAGCGAAGGAGCAAAAAUGCCGGGGAGCCAGAGGGAUAUCAAAGGCCCCGCGAGACUGAAAAGAGCACUUUGAAGAACUUUCAAGGACACGUUUGUACAUACAAACUGUGUGAGGAGCAAAGGCAACCUUGUUCUUUCCUGGCUUUGGCCAAGAAAGGGGAAGGGUGGAAGUAGGAAUGCUGCUGCCGAGAGCUAAACAAAACAACAACAAACAACAAAUACCCCGAAAGACUGUUUAAGUGCCUUGCAAAUCUUUAUUAUCCAAACAUUUAUGUUCAUACUUUCUUGUGUACAGAUGGUGCUAGUCAAGAAAAUUACAAAACAAACGAAAAAAGGAAAAUCAACCACAUUUUGGAAAUGUAUUAAUGUAUUUACAGCUCGUUUUCUCCUGGUAUUUUCUCCUGUUUCUGACUUGCUGUUUCUAAGUAACUUGUGUUUGUAGAGAUAUUUCCUAAUCAGUACCACAUAUGAAUAAAUGUUAACUGUCUUUUAUGGUUUACCUCCAGUAAGGCCACUCAAACAGAACGUGGAUACUGCCUGUCAAUAGCCAGUGUGUUUCCAACAAGACUUUGGGGUGCCAGGUGAUCUUAGCCACUGCCUUUCACCAUCCUCAUGGACACUGGGCUUGGCUUGGGAUAAUUGAGUUUAAGGAUCACUUGGGGUUUUGGAGAAUGGACGAGGAGAAAGGGGAAUACCACCCAAAAGCUAGAGGGAUCUCUUUCACCCUCCUCCUCAGCACCCUACCAGCUGACAUGGCAUCAGUGGGCUUCAUGUAUGGUCCCACCUGGGAGUCCUGGCAGACAUUUGGAUUCCUAUCACCAUGCAUCUAUCAUUUAUUUGUGUCUUGAAGCGCAACCCCAUGGAUUGAAAUUUCUCAUUUUAACUUUUAUUUCCCCAAAUCCUUUG
Gracilinanus agilis (Agile Gracile Mouse Opossum) is the source of this 7467-nucleotide messenger RNA. RefSeq names its product kinesin family member 26B (gene KIF26B). The transcript has 15 exons. Gene Ontology annotation, biological process: microtubule-based movement. The record is from RefSeq and is a predicted model, not a curated record. The coding region runs from base 1 to 6309 and encodes 2102 amino acids. Gene Ontology annotation, molecular function: microtubule motor activity; ATP binding; microtubule binding. NCBI's taxonomy places the organism in Eukaryota, Metazoa, Chordata, Mammalia, Didelphimorphia, Didelphidae.